AUGCGUAAGAAUCUCCAAAGCACUCUUUAUAGCCUUAGAGUGCCCCGAAUCCUCAAACCUUUUUCACUCCUAGUUCACCAAUCGGAAGAUGCGAUUGAAAAAUUCUUCAAUGGCGGAAGAUGCGAAGGAAGGCACUCAACGGUUCUUCGUUCCUCUCCCGUCGUCGGCAGCAAAGAAGAUCAAGGGGAAGAUCCCCCUGUGCUCAUCUUCGUCGGAUUAAGGAGGAGAAGCACGAUUGGAAUCAGAAAUCGGGAAGCACUUCCAUUGAUUCACCGAUUCGAAGGAGGAGGAUGA
Lactuca saligna is the source of this 294-nucleotide messenger RNA. NCBI's taxonomy places the organism in Eukaryota, Viridiplantae, Streptophyta, Magnoliopsida, Asterales, Asteraceae. The record is from the annotation of a GenBank genome assembly.